CCAGUAGCUCUGGCCAAGACAGCAGCCAACAGUCUCUAAAUAUGUGUGUGAAAUGAGGAGUCAGCAUCACAUCAUAUGUUUGGAUGAUUCUCUGAGGAUGUCAGCUUCACGGAUGCGGCGAUUGAUGAGUGUUUCUGUCGCAGACUCAAACAGACGAUGAGAGUUGACAGUUGCUUCUCUCCAGAGAUCCAUGGCUCUUGGUGAUGAUUCUUCCUGCUAUGGGGCACUCAUGAACAACCCAGGCGUCUGCUCGCUGCGGGCGGGAGUAUGUUGACUGCCUGUCAGCAUGACGCCGUUGGACCUGUGGCUGUCUCGCUCCAUCCCCAUGUGUCUGCUCCUACAGAGCUUGGUGCUCAUGGUCCUGUGCUUUCCAUCUGCAAGCACCUGCCCCAAGGGCUGCACCUGCCAGCGUUCCGAAAGCCCCCCUCACGGGCUCAACGUCACUUGUAGUCUAUCACGCUUGAAGGAGAUCCCACCUGAUGUCCCGUCAGAAACUCAACUAUUGCAACUGGACCGGAAUCAUAUAUCGCUGGUGCCCGAUCGCAUCUUCCAUGGCUUAAGGAUGCUCCGGAGGCUUAAUCUAUCACAUAACGCCGUGGAGACGCUUGGAGAGGGGGCGUUUAUCGGUUUGGAGGGAUCUCUUGAAGUGUUGGACCUGUCCCACAACCGCAUUACUAGCGUGCACAAGGAUGCAUUUGCGCGGUUGAAGGCACGUGUGAUUGUGGACAAUAACCCUUGGCACUGUGACUGCGCCCUUCAGCAGGCACUUGGCGGCAUGUCGCACAAUCAUGAAGCCGCAACGCGUGUGCUGUGCCGUAGUUCAGAGCUUAGGGACCAGGAGGGCCAGCCGUUUCUUGCCGUGGAUGCGGACUUGUGUAACCUUGCGAAGCGGACCACCGACUAUGCCAUGUUGGUGACCAUGUUCGGCUGGUUUGCGAUGGUUAUUUCGUACGUUGUUUACUAUGUACGGCAGAACCAGGAGGAUGCAAGACGACACCUUGAGUACCUGAAAUCACUUCCGAGCAAACCCAAGAAACCGGACGAACCAGAGGACAUUAGCACGGUCGUGUGACACUGCAAAGCAAGAGGACUGUCAAACGACUCCAUCGCAAAUCCAGAGACUAAUCCCAGGAUGUUGAUAAAUUGACGCAAAUGGUAAAUGUCGUCUAACGUACUACACCUGUCUUCACUUUUUCCAAUAUGCUUUCCUGUUUCUGAGUGUGUAUUUAGAACACUUUGUGAUACACUUCCAACCCUGUGUCCGUUUGGGAAAGUAUUUUACUUCUAGUUGGCAUUGAAAUAAUCCUGUAACAGGGUAAUGUAGGCAAGGAGGAGACGGGAACUGGCUGAACAGUCAAAGUAAUAUUUAAUUUAAACAAAAAGACACAAAGAUAAACACACACGGCAGCUGCAUGUGGCUCUCUCUCUCCCGAACUGCCGCAUUCUGCUGCACUUAUCCCUCUCCUCGGCUGAUUAGCCCGAUUACCUCCUCGUCACAAAUCCCUUAAAAAUGGUCAGAACCCACCAUUCGAGUGAGAAGCUUUCUUCAGGCAUAUCGAGUCAUUUUCUACUGUAACUGAUAAGUUGAAACUGUUAACUAUCAAGCAAGACACAUCAUAAAAAGAGCGCCAAUAGCGUUAAUGACCAGUACAGGUAUUUUGAGAAAUUACAUCUCAGGUGCAAAUGUUGGUAGACUCCAAUGAUUUGUAAAAACCCUACAAAUGUUUUGAUGCUAAGUUUUGUAAGACAAACGAUAAUCACGGCAUGUCAAAAAUGCAUAUUAGCUACGCGUGCCAAUCAUUUUACGACCUUUAAAAAACGUAACUUACCCUUUAUUAGCAAAAUGACGUAAAAUGCAUUGUUUCUUCCAACAUUCGGAAACUAUUAAUGUGAUCCUGUGCAUUUUUAUAUGAUUUCCGAAAUCUUUGUUAAAUUGUGAUUGUUGAAAUGUAGAGCACAACAGUGCUGGUGUGGUGCGUGUUACGUGAUUCUCGGAACAAUAGUCGAGGAAUGUAGUCAAUACCUCUACCCGAUUGCUGUGAGGCUCUUUGUCAAUGUUGUAAGUCACCGUGCGUAAAAAGGCUCGUGAGCCCCGUGCUAGUCAUUUAUCGUGUAAUCUAUGAGAUGGUUUCAAUGACUAAUGUGUUUUCGUGACAGAAAUUAACCUUACGUAAAAUUCCACCCCUGAAACCAAACUCGUUCAACCUUUGACGUCCGCAAUACCUCUCGAAUUAAGAGGUAAAUUAUGUAAUUAAACUAGUUGAGGGGCGUUGGCUUCCCCUGCCACUCUGAGCAACCGUGGCAGGGCUGCCAGCACUCAGUGAUAUUAUUGUGUGUGUAGAGUAAUGUACCAGGCCAGCUAUGAGCAGAAAAUUACAGCUGUCACUCUGUCACUGCCCUCAAUCUUAUGGCUGGCAGCCAAUCCAGCAAAGCGAAGCCCCAGGAGGACCAGAAGAGAGAUGUUAGGAGAAAAGAGAGGAAAUGAAAAACAGGAUGUCGGUUUUGCUCAUUCUGCAUGGAAAGGAAAUCAGGGCCCUUAUAAAAAAGAAGUGUGGUGGUAGCAUGGUAUAGAAAUAGUUUCAGAUGGCAAUACCAUGGUACUGAAUGAUCAUGCUUUUCGUAUAUAAUGGUAUUUACAUGGAACUCCAAUUUAACUUAUCACCAUGGUACAAAAUACUGAAUGACUAUGAUUUUCAUAUACAGUACCAAGGCAUUGAUAAGGUACCCCAAGGUGUUUAAAGUAAUACCAUGGUACAUGUUCAAAAACAUGGUAUUACCAUGGUAAAUGCACCAAAUGCCAUGGUACCAUUUCUAAAAUACAUGGUAAUGGUAUUGAAUGAUUCCGAUUUUCAUAUAGGUAUUCACAAGGUACUCCAAGCUGCUUUAAUUCUACAAAUUAAUACCAUGGUACAUGUCCAAUGGCUUGUUGUUUGCAUAGGAAGGUACCUGAAAUCCCUUUAAAGAAUCGUGUUUGUUUGUUUUUGAAUGUACUAAUAUAGACUUGUUUUGUCUAACUGUGUUUGUUCACACUUUAUUGUGCUGCGGACGAAAGAGUCAUUUUCAAUGCUGUGUCUCCAUCGAGAAGCACGCUGUAGCCAAGGACACGGGGAGAGAUUUUCUAAGUGCCUGAAAUACUCGUAUAUCAGUCUCUCAUUCUUCCAGCUACCAAUAAUUUGCUUUGAAAUGUUCCGAUCAGUUUUGCAUCAGUAAACUCAAGUUUACCGGCCCAGAAACGGCUUUAUUGCACAAAGAUAAAGGAAACUAAUGAAGUUGGUAAUGGAACAAUCGUUGUUUUGGUGUUUAAAGUGACACUGAUAAGUGAGGUUGUUAUUGCUCUUUCACAUGAGUCGCGUCAAGGCUUUAAUGUACACCUCGACACAAGCGUCAAGCACAGCUUUGACCUCCACAUCAGGUGUCACAGAAGGGCAGUUGUACUAGGUUUCUUGGUAAAAAGAAAAUAUGAAGUUUACUUAUUUAACAGUGAAAAUAGUAAAAGCAAAUGAAAGUAACACAUUUAGCCAAGAACAGAAAAAGAAAGUCCUAUCCAUUGUUUCGAUAUAUCACAGAAAGACAUAAAAAUGUUUCGAUACGUUUUCGGAAAACUUAAGAUAUGCAAAAGAUCAGCCUUUUUUCCGUCUUGUUUUCUUUUUACGUCAAAACCAUCCACAUAAAGUUACAUCAUACUAAUUGUUCGAAAGCUUGUAAAGCCAUGGCAAAAGGGGUUGCAACAUGGCACCAGAGGUAACUAACCAGGCACACCACAAUUGAGCAACAGGCAAGAUCUAUUCCAUGUAACUCAUUGUUUUUACCCUAAAAAAAAAACUGCAUCUAGCAACAGGACAUUUUGUCGAUUGCUUGGUUUCUAUUUCUAUUGCGUCGCUCUGGGUAGCCCCGUCCAUAUUGCUUCACUGUAUUGAUUGGAUGCAAUUAUGUCAGUUUAAAAUUAACUAGCUAGAAACUUAGAUCUUAUAACAUUUCAGAUUGGCGCUUCGCUCUAUACAGUUCAGAGCAUUGGGAAACAUUGACGCAAAUCAUGUGAAAGGGCCUUUCUGGAAAGAAAAUAUAGAGCAGAGUUGUGGCAUGUGUUUCUUCCCAUGUUAUAUAUGUUUGUUUGUUUUUUAAGGUAAUUUCUUGAUGUAAGUGUGUAAUUGUUUUUUAUGCUUGGAAUACAUGAAACUGUCAAAAAAGUUACUUAUCAUGAAGACGUAAAACUGGAGAGUAACCAGUGGUACAUCACAUUGUAAACGCAUGAUGUAGAGAAAACGAAAUAAAAGAUUCAUUCACACUGUUC
Messenger RNA from Myxocyprinus asiaticus (Chinese sucker), 4291 nucleotides. It is a transcript of the gene lrrc3b, whose product is annotated as leucine rich repeat containing 3B. The record is from RefSeq and is a predicted model, not a curated record. NCBI's taxonomy places the organism in Eukaryota, Metazoa, Chordata, Actinopteri, Cypriniformes, Catostomidae. The transcript has 2 exons. Gene Ontology annotation, molecular function: protein binding. Bases 287 to 1072 code for a protein of 261 amino acids.